Molecule: messenger RNA, 450 nt
Organism: Loa loa (African eye worm)
Lineage: Eukaryota; Metazoa; Nematoda; Chromadorea; Rhabditida; Onchocercidae
Exons: 6
Coding region: 1-450 (149 amino acids)
Source: RefSeq, a predicted model, not a curated record
AUGCGAUUAUUAUCAGAAGGUCAGUUUUAUCAUAUCAGUCGUGCAGCUGCUGAUAGUCAAGGAGAUUCGUUUAUUAAUGAAAGACAAUGUCGCCCGACUUACGAUUUGUUACGAUUCCUAUCGCUAGUAUUUUCUCGUCAUUUUUGUAACACUAUUACAACAGUGGCAGAAGCAGAAGCAGCACUUAUUUAUGAUUCAGGCAAUCUUUUUCAGUUUAUUCAAUACGUUGCACCUGUCAGCUAUAUGUGUGCAAAUGAUGUAAAUGACGAUUGGACUGAGCAAAUAGAAGACAGUAAAUCAUUUGGAUUGUUUUCAGUUAGUACCGUCGUUCUUUUCUCCUUUUACAAAACUACAGUUAAAGACGAAAAAAUGGUGUCCCUUUCUAUUUUCUUGUUCUUUAUCAGCUUGGCCAUUAUGGUCUCGGAGAUGUAUGAUUGCAUUCAGAAUUGA